Molecule: messenger RNA, 2708 nt
Organism: Ilyonectria robusta
Lineage: Eukaryota; Fungi; Ascomycota; Sordariomycetes; Hypocreales; Nectriaceae
Exons: 5
Coding region: 429-2288 (619 amino acids)
Biological process (GO): retrograde transport, endosome to Golgi
Molecular function (GO): phosphatidylinositol binding
Source: RefSeq, a predicted model, not a curated record
CCGUGUACCACUUCUAGAGCUAUCCAUUAGUUACUCCUACGUGGGUGCUCACGCUUAAGCCUUAGCACGGCCACCACCUCACAUCCGCAUCCACCAGCCCAUCCAGCCCCGUCCAAACGUCAACCCAUCCGCCGACACCGCCCGCGCUCGCGACACUCUGUCUCUGCCUUCGCACCCGUUUCUACAAUCUCCUGGAGCUUUCGGAAUGGCGACAGCGCCCUGAAUCAACUUGCGCUCCUGCCUAACAGUCUCCUUGACUCUCCCGUCAACCGUCCUUGCCCCUCCCAAGACCCCCACCAGCCACCACUCAAUCCUCGUCCCUCGUCCCUCGGUACCACUGGAGCUCCAUCUCCGCCACAGCCUCUCCAACUAGGCGCCAGCUUAACAACGCUGCAGUUUGCCCGCAACCUCGCAAACAAUCUAUCGCCAUGUGGAACGACGAAGAUAACAACCCGUACGGGACCAGCUUCGACCGCCGCGACUCGCAAACAUCCUCCACCGCAAACCCGACUUCCCCGACAACUCGUGAAUACCGAUCCUUCGAACCCCCUCACACUCCAACUUCUGGCAGCGAUGACGAGCAGCCGCAGUUUGGCCACGCCGCCGGUCAUAUCGACAGCGAUGACGACGUAGUGUCGAGAGAUGAUGCUGGCCCCCGGCGCAAGCCUGGCGGCUAUGACAGUCGCAUCGAGCAGAUCCUCUACGAGAAUCCCGACUUACCCAUCGUCAUUACCGACGCUGGCAAGAGCCUCGAGAGCGGCGGCAGAUACAUUGUGUACACCAUCAAGACCGGGGAUCUAGAGGUUCGACGCCGAUAUUCUGAAUUCGCCUCCCUCCGCGACGCCUUGACCCGCCUCCAUCCCACUCUCGUCAUUCCCCCCAUCCCGGAGAAGCAUACCAUGGCCGACUAUGCCGCGAACCCGACAAAUGCGAAACAGGACCAACAGAUUAUCGAUCUGCGAAAGCGUAUGCUAGCGGUCUUCCUGAACCGUUGUCGCCGGAUGGAUAUUGUCAGAACAGAUGGAGUUUGGUGGAGGUUUCUCGAUCCCAACGCCAGCUGGAGCGAGGUUCUCCAUUCCCAUCCAGUAGCAUCGAUUCCGAAAUCAGUGCUGAAAGCACCGCCCUUGGAUACAGCAAACCCUUCUAUUGCCCACAACUAUCUCCCCAUUCCUCCAGUGUCGGCAAAGCUGAAGACAAUUGCUGGACCGAAUCACGACAACAGCUCGGGGGCUAUUCAGGCAGGCCCUCAUGCCUUCGGUCGAUUCCCGCCCGAAUCUCACAACUUGAGUGAACAAGAACUUGAUCCAUACUUCAUCUCCUACGAGGCCUCAAUCAAAGAGAUGGAACUCCUCCUGACCGGUCCAAUGGAAAAAGUCAAUCGUCGGACGCUCAAUCACUUGUCGUCUCUGGCAGCCGAUCUUUGCGAGCUAGGGUCUGUAUACAAUGGAUUUGCCGUCUCGGAACAAGCUCCAUCCCUCGGUCCAGCCAUUGAGCGAGUCGGCCAAGCCGCAGACUUGUCGUACAUUGCAACCGAGGAAUUAUCAGGGUCUCUUGGGGCGAGUUUCGCCGAGCCGAUGCGGGAGAACGCGCAGUUCGCUGGCGUUGUUCGGAAUGUUCUCAGAUACAGGGUUCUCAAGCGUGUGCAGCAGGACUUGACAAGUGAGGAACUAAACAAGAAGAGAGCACUUCUCGACCAGUUAGAACGCACCGAGGCCGAAGCGCGGCGCAUCGAAAACUAUCUGUCAGGUAGCCAACAAAUCUCUCCGCCGCCCAAGAGAUCAACAAGUCUUAAGGAGCCCAGCUCCCAGUAUAGACGCGAUGGCGGCAGCGAGGACACUGAAUCCAUCGACUCCGAUUUCCCUCCAACACACGGCGACUUUCCAACGACACCUUCAGCGAGUCAAGGACUUCCCGAGCGGAGCACUAGCGUACCCUCACAUAAGAAGAUGCCAAGUGGAAACUCGAUAACGAACAAGAUCUUCGGUCCCAUUCGCCAUGCCGUGCAGGGCGUCGUGGACGUUGACCCUGAGCGAACACGACGAGACACAAUCGGAAAGACAAGAGAAAGUAUUGGGCAGUUGGAACAAGCGCAGGUCGCGGCCGAGCGAGACGUCAAGGAUGCCAGCGCAAGCGUCUUGAAGGAUCUGAAGCGGUUUCAGAAGGACAAGGAAGAAGACUUGCGGCGAUACAUGCUGGCUUAUGCCCAGAGUCAAAUCGAGUGGGCAAAGAAGAGCAAGCUGCAAUGGGAAGAAGCUAGGGCCGAAGUGGAGAAGAUUGAUGAGGCAUGAUGUGCCUGCUUCUGUAUUGAUCAGCGAGUUUGACUUGGAGAAUGAGCAAGGAGAUAAAAAGGUAAACUACAUUAAUUCACGGAGCUGACGGCUCUCUUCGUCGUGGCAUUCAUGGGGAUGUAAGGGUGUCGAAGAGCCCCUGGCAUUGAUUGGAACAAGGCCCACGGAUGUGGCCAGGUCUGCUUUGUUAGAGAUUCCUAAUAGUUCUCGAGGACUCCGAGUUCCAUUCAACAUGAGAGUGUGAGAUUCGUUAUUGCCCCAUAUAUUUCUUUCUUGGUCCACGUCAAGACAGCUCGGUUGCCUGUUGGUUACCUAGAUUGACGCAACUUGGUGGUCACUGCGAGAGCGAGACGCAUGCAGGUGAUCAGUUUAGGAGAGGCGUUGUAGCAUUCUAACAAUGAAUUUGCACUUUGAUGAUAG